UCACUCGUGUCUCUCCAUCGCCGCAUCUAUUCCUAUUUCCUCCAAAUUCCAAACUCAAAACAACUUGUUUUGUUUCUUUUGUUCUCUCACCAAUGGAUUUCCACGCCCUCUCAAGGAAGCAGCUCCAGGCUCUCUGCAAGAAGAACAAGAUUCCUGCCAACAUCACCAAUGUAGCCAUGGCUGACGCUCUCGUUGCUCUCCACCAGGUUGAAGGAUUGGAUGAAAUUUUGAAUCCAAUAGAGGGUGAUGUUGGAACCCCAAGUGUUCAGCAGCGUACGGCUGCUAGAGCCUCCACUCAAAGGAAAGCAGCGAGAGAGGAAGCAGAGAAGGCCUCGAGGCCUAAUCGCGGCGGGGCUAGAGCUGAAGGAGUUGUUGAGCAAGAGAACAAAGAUGGCAAUGUGAUUAAUGUCACUGUCACUGUCACUCCUGCUCCCAGCAGGAGAAAGGCUACUGCGGUUUCCACUCGCAGAAAGAAAGAAGUUGAGAUUGUAGAAGAAGACGCUGAUGCCGAUAAGAAUGAGGUUCAGGAAAAGCUGAAGCCAUCAGAUUUGCCUAAAACACCUGCCGCAGCUCCCAUGAGUAGGGCAAGAGGUGCUGGCCGGUCGGUUUGCACCGCCGGUGGUACUUCAAUGCAGAAGGCAUAUAACACGAGGAGAUCGGUUAGGUUGUUGGAGAAGGACUUGUCUAAGAUGAGCUUGGUGGACUCUGGACUUGUCAAGAUUGAUGAUGAUGCUUCUCAAGAAUUCAGUAAUGUCUCUCAGCAAUUAGAAGACUCGUUUGAGGCUGAAAAGGGGUCUAGUUUGCAGACGGCAUCAACUGUGGUUUCGGAGGAUACCCAGGAAGUGGAAGUUUGCUCCAUGGAAAAUAAGUCUGAGUAUGAAUGCCAAUCGCAUGAUUCAGGUUCAGAUGUGAAGAUAGUUUCUGUGGAAGAGAAUGAUAUGGUGGUUGAACCACUUGAUUCAGAGGAAGCUGAACCAGAGAAAGUCAAUUGCUUGGAGUUGGAGGCUGAACCACAUGGUUCUGAUGAAGCAGGAUCUGAAUCGCUCCCUCUACUUGAAGGAUCUUGUGAUUCUUCUGAAGUAGAAAUUGAAAAUAAGGAAUGCUUUCGAGCCAGACAAGACACUUUGCCUAUUGACGAAGUUGCUAUUCAGGAGGGUACUGGCCAAGAUAUGGAUACCGAGACUGUUGUGGUUCCAGAUAAUGUUACUGAACCAGAUGUUGCCUGCUCGCUUCCUAUGUUAGCUGAGUGCAAAAUGAAUGUUCAAGUCAGUAAUGAGGGUAAUGAUAAAGAAGAUAGGAGUGAUGAUCAAGAUGUUGCUGAUCAAGAUUUUAACUAUGCUUCAGCGGGCCUACAGGAAUUUGAUGAGUUCAAAGUGGAUGAUCAAGUCAGCAAUGAGGGUGAAGAUAAAAAAGAUAAGAACAAUGAGCCACAAAAAGAGUCUGAACCACAAGAUUCAAAUUUGAAACUGGAAGGAAGUUCUAAUACAUAUGACAAUUCCGAGGAUGAAGGAUCUGAAGUGACAUCUGUACUUGAGGAAUCUAGUGAUUCUUCUCAGUCUGAAUUAGAAAUAGAAAAUAAGGAAAACAUUGGUGUCAUGCAAGACAUUUUUCCUUCUGAGGCAUCUGAAGAUACUCAUAUGAAGGUUCCUGUCCAAGAUGCUGCAACUUUGACUGUUGGGGUGCCGGAUGGUGUUGAAGGCAACCAAGACAUUUCGCCUUUUGAGGCAUCUGAUGAUGCCCAGGUUAUUCACAAAGAUGCUGCAACUUUGACUGUUGUGGUGCCUGAUGAUGUUUCUGAUCAAGACAUGUCACCUGUUAAUGAGGCUCCAGCAAGCAUAAAGGAAUCUGUGGAGUUCAACACUGAAGAAGAUAUAGCUGCUGAUGGCAAUUACAUGACAGAAGCUAUCUUGGAAGCUGACGGAAAAGAUAUCAUGGAAGUUAAAAAUGUCUCUUCUGAGAAUUUGGAAGCUGAGGCACAAGCUGAAGAAUAUGUGGAGCCCGUUGCAGGAGUCCACGUUAUGUUGGACGCUCUUAAUGCAUUUUCAAGUGGUUUGGAUGGAGAAGCAGAGGACCAUAAGAAUACUUCUAAGAACCUGGAAGCUGAAGAAUCUGAGGAACCUGUCGCAGUAGAGGACAUUGUGUUGGAGGCUGAUAAUGCAAGUAUCCUAAAUGGUGUGCUGAGUUGCGAAUCCAACACACUGGUUGAUGGGGAUGUUGUUUCAGAAGACACUACCAUUCCAAAACAGGAGCCUAGUGAGACUAUGACAGAAGGCUCUAUCCAUGAGCAGAAGAGUACUGAUAUUUCAGUUCAAUCAGUUGUUUCUGACCAAUUGAAGGGAGAAGUUCACAACACCAACGUGAUGAAGGAAAACAUGAACUCUGAUGAACUAAAGACUAAAAGUAUCGGCCAACUGAGGAGGUUGCUGAAGCAGUUAACUCUAGAUGAAAAAAAUAACAGCAAGACUAAUGCUGUUAAGGAAGUGGAGAAGAAAAGAACUGCACUGCAGGUACUACCACAGAAUGGAGCUCAGAUUGAUGGCUGAAUAAUUAUAGACAACAGAAUAAACUUGGAACUAGGCGCUCCCUAAAUAAAUCUCAUGGUUAUUACUGUAGGUGUAGAUCUAUGGUAUAUGGUUCAAACCUUUGGUUUGGCGCCCCUAUAUUUUCUGUUCUCAGUCACUAUGCAUCUUUUUAUUGUAAUUUUACUUGUUGCAAGAAACUCAUCAUUUUGAUGGAUUCUUUAUUUUUCGGUGCCUCAAUUUCAGUUGUGUUUUCUGAUCCUGGAAAAUGCAUCUAAUAGAUUCAAACCUCUUGCUGAAUGAAAUUAGUGAGACGGGAUGCCAUUUACCCUAUUUAGUCCCUCUCAAUUGUCCCA
Molecule: messenger RNA, 2875 nt
Organism: Cajanus cajan (pigeon pea)
Lineage: Eukaryota; Viridiplantae; Streptophyta; Magnoliopsida; Fabales; Fabaceae
Product: aspartic/glutamic acid-rich protein
Source: RefSeq, a predicted model, not a curated record